AUGUGGAAUUUCACGUUCUUCGGAGACCACAAACAGAUGAGAGCAUUGACACACGCUUUUUACGCAGGAUUUAUCGUCUCCACCAUUCCGGCGGGCUGUGUGGCAGACCAUUACGGUGGUCGUUGGGUGAUUACUUUCGGGAUUCUUAUGAGUUCCCUCACCACUAUGAUGUACCCUAAAGUGGCUCUGCACGGCUCUGUCAGGCUGCUUGUGGCCAGACUCAUCCAAGGUUUUGGGCAGGGUUUGGUGUACUCCAGCACGUACUCUCUACUGGCACAGUGGACCCCAAAGUCCGAGAGAGCCAGAUCUAUCGGAAUAGCCUUAUCAGGAAGCUUUGUAGGAUGGGGUGUAGGAUUUGGACUACCUAAGUUAUUUCAAAAGUUCAUGGACGCGUGGGAGAUUCCGUUGUAUCUGACUGGAACCGUGUGUCUGUUCUGGGUCCUGGUUUGGCUUCAUUUCUGCAGUAGCAAACCCAGCCAAAGUGUCUACAUCACAGACACUGAACUACAGUAUAUCCUGAACAACAGAGAAGGUAUAGAGGACGAGAUUCUAUCGAAACGUCUCAAUGUACCAUGGAAAGCUGUGUUAACAUCGCCCUCUGUGUGGUCUCUCGUGCUCAUUGACUGGGCUUUUAGCUGGGUACAAUACCCUAUGAUGCACCAGCUUAAGUACUACGCUGUCAAUGUACUCAGAAUCACCAAUGACCUGAGCCGAUCAGCGGCGAUCUUUGCGGAAACGGUGACGCCUUUCUUAUCUACAAUAUUCUGGAGCUGUGUCAGCGACUACCUGGUGAACAACAAUUACAUGUCCCGCACAGUCAUCCGGAAGCUAUUUGGGGUAACAUGCAACAUGCUGGUAGCACCUUGCCUUCUAGCCAUUCCCUUGGCAGGCUGCAGUAGCCUCACGGUAUUUUCUAUCUACGAGGUUAUAACCUUCAACUCCGGAUUGCACGUUUCGGCGAUAGGGCCCAAUCCACUAGACCUGAGCCCCAGACAUGCUGGAAUGAUAUCCGGCCUUCUAAGAACGUCGGGGAUUGUCGCCGCUAUCUUCGCUUGGGAAUUUGUACUCACAAUGGGAAUGCCCAGUGAUAUCGAUCGGUGGUGGAUACUGUAUCUAUGGAUCAUCGCGCUGUUGGUAAUCCUGUCUCUGCCCUACAUCUGUUUCGGCUCGGGAAAGAUUCAGCCCUGGAAUUUUUCUACUAGGGGCUCCAGGCAUACCUUAACUUCUCGCACAGUAACAUCCAUACCUUCGCGUGUUCUUCAAUAAAAACACAGAUAAAAUUA
Molecule: messenger RNA, 1283 nt
Organism: Homalodisca vitripennis (glassy-winged sharpshooter)
Lineage: Eukaryota; Metazoa; Arthropoda; Insecta; Hemiptera; Cicadellidae
Product: putative inorganic phosphate cotransporter
Exons: 8
Coding region: 1-1266 (421 amino acids)
Biological process (GO): monoatomic anion transport; transmembrane transport
Cellular component (GO): membrane
Molecular function (GO): transmembrane transporter activity
Source: RefSeq, a predicted model, not a curated record